AUGCCGGACGGCAUCCUCGAGCACAUCCUCGGCUUCCUGCCGGCUCCGGAGUCCGUGCGGACAUGCGUGCUUGCUCGGCGCUGGCGCCAUCUCUGGAGGUUCGCCACGGGAAUGCGUGUCGGGUGCGGCGGUGACGACGAUUUCCUGACGCCGGUGAAGGAGCGCCGGGAGUUCAUGGACCGCGUGCUCCUCGGUGGAGAAUCGCCCCUCCACACGUGCGAGUUCAAGCUCGGUGAGUUCCAGCACGAGGACGUGCCCCGGGUCAACCACUGGCUCCGGCAUGCCAUGAUGCGCAAAGUGCGUGUGUUCAGUCUCAAUAUGUCGCCAGAGGAGGCUCCAACUCCAUACCUCGAGCUCGAUGAUCAGCCGCUCGCUUCCCAGCACUUGACAAGGCUAGAUCUCUCUUAUGUACAGGCCCGCAACAGUUUCCUCGACUUCUCAAGCUGCCCGUCGUUGGAGAAUCUAGUGCUGCGAUACUGUGAGUUCUGGUCUGCCACCAAGAUCUCAUCCAAGUCAGUGAAAGAUCUAGCCAUCAUUAGCUGCGAAAUCACAGCAUCCAUAUCGGAGCAUCCCAUUCCCCGCCUCUGA
This is a messenger RNA of Sorghum bicolor (sorghum), 588 nucleotides long. Its product is annotated as F-box/LRR-repeat protein At4g14103. The transcript has a single exon. Gene Ontology annotation, molecular function: protein binding. The coding region runs from base 1 to 588 and encodes 195 amino acids. NCBI's taxonomy places the organism in Eukaryota, Viridiplantae, Streptophyta, Magnoliopsida, Poales, Poaceae. The record is from RefSeq and is a predicted model, not a curated record.